Messenger RNA from Drosophila innubila, 2987 nucleotides. RefSeq names its product protein Skeletor, isoforms B/C (gene knk). The record is from RefSeq and is a predicted model, not a curated record. The transcript has 6 exons. The coding region runs from base 204 to 2390 and encodes 728 amino acids. Lineage: Eukaryota; Metazoa; Arthropoda; Insecta; Diptera; Drosophilidae.
UUGGUGUUCAGUGUUGGACAAUUCGAAAAUAAUAACACCUCAAGCAUAGCUCAUGCGAAUAUCGAAACGACCUUAAAAAUACCCAAUAUACCAAUAUAUUGAAGUGCUGCACAACUUAUAAAAGUUAAAUAAAAUGUCUGUAAAAUACGUGAACUAAAAUCAUAUAAAUCUAAACAUAUAAAAUAGUUAUAAGCUGUAUUAAAAUGACACUGACAAGUCAAGAAAUUUUUUGUGAUUGUUGCGUCUGCGCUGUUACUAGCGCUUUCAGUGGGAGUGAGACAGCUGUGCAGCGUCAGCGACGUCAACGUCGACGUCGACUGAAUAUGCAACUAUUAUUUGCGUUUGUGGCAUUAUUCUUUCUUUGUUUCCCCAUUUCUGCAUCCGCGGAAGGGGAAGAUGAAGAUGGGCCCUAUAGCGGCAAAUAUCUGGGCAAGCUCAAUUCGUAUCAUCAUCAGGUGUCUGGGGAUGUGUAUGCUGUUAAUGAAUACACCUUUCUCAUAACUGGCUUCAAUUAUGAUGGCAAUGGAGCGGACACAUUCUUUUGGGCGGGUGCUAGCAAUAGACCCGGUCCUCAAGGCUUCAUUGUGCCCGAUGAGUACGGCAAGACCAAUAUUCUAGAUCGUUAUCAUAACAAGGACUUUACGCUAACGCUGCCUGAUCGCAAGAAAAUGACUGAAAUCAAAUGGCUGGCAGUUUAUGAUUUGAAUAAUCAAAAUAACUUUGGUGACGUCUACAUACCGGAAGAUUUCGAACCGCCGCGAACCCAAACCGGAGGAACAUUCUCCAAACGCAGCCACAACGUGAGCAGCAGCAGCAUCGAGAUUUUGGAUUCAAAGACUAUACGCAUUUCGGACUUUACCUAUGAUGGACGUGGGCAUAAGACGUUUUUCUGGACAGGCGUAGGAGCACAACCCUCGAGUCGGGGCAGCAAGAUACCCGACGAGCGGGGCUAUCUGGAUCCUAUACGCAAAUAUAAUAAGGAACAAAUUGAAUUGGAGCUGCCGGGUGAUAAGACAAUAUUCGACAUAGAUUGGAUCAGUGUCUAUGAUGUGGCGGAAAAUGAGAACUACGGACAUGUGCUUAUACCGGAUGGUUUGAAUGUGCCGCCAUCUCUGGUAAAGAUUACGCCCUACGAGUUCUCGUUGCCCAAUUGCCGACAGCUGCAUAAGGACUUGCAGGUAUCCUGGGAAGUCUUCGGUCCCCAGAUCACAUUCCAACUGUCUGGUCAGGUGGCUCAAAAUGAUUACAUGUCCUUUGGCAUGUCUGGAUCGGAUGUAUCCAGUCAAAUGAUUGGAGCCGACGUUGUGGUUGCCUACAUUGAUGAAAUACGCGGCUACACUGUGGAUUACAACAUCACAUCCCUGGCACCCUGUGUCCAGGUUCUGGGUCAGAAUAAGGGCGUCUGUCGGGACGAUGUUGUCGGUGGACUGGACAGUUUUCAGUUGAACACGUAUAGUCGCAAGAACGGCAUCAAUACCAUUAGCUUUAGACGUACACUCAAGUCUUCUGACGAUGGCGACAAGGAAAUCUUUCUGGAUCACAGCAACUAUAUUGUUUGGGCCCUUGGUCAACUCGAUUCCAAUAAGGAGCCCGCUUUUCACACAUUCUAUCCCAAAAGCGAUAUUACCAUUGACUUCAACACUACGGAACCGGUCAACGAUUGCUUUAGUUUUACAAAGCGGAUGGAAACUCCAGUUCAGCUGUGGGAUCGCGCAAAGAUUACGGAUGCCUCUAUUCGCACGUUUAAUGCUUAUUUGGGUCCCUCGGGUGGAAUGCGUGGAUAUCAGGGACUUACGGGCCAUGUUUCGAGUGGUUUGGCCUGGUACAUCAAUGGCUUCAUGAUACCGGAGCUGUAUCUGAAACGUGGCUUGACCUACACCUUCCAGGUGCGAGGCGGCAACAAUCCACACUCGCCGGAGCACUAUCAUCCGUUGGUCAUCACAGAUGAUCCGCAGGGAGGUUUCGAUCGUCUGUCGGACGCGAAACAGAGUGAAAUCCGGGUUCUGGCAGGAGUCGAGUUCACCCGCCGUGGACGCCCAAAACCGACAGCUGCCGGUCCGCUCUGUUUAUCCCGCUAUCCAGCGGAUUACGAUCGUCGUUUGGAUGAUAACUUUCAAACAUUUAAGAAAUUUAAUCGUUCCUUAAUAAACACAUGCAGCAAUGAGGCGCCUGCUCUACUGGAGAUCACACCCAAUAUCACCUGGCCGGACACUGUUUACUACAACUCCUUCACUCACGGCAACAUGGGCUGGAAGAUACACAUAGUCGAUAGUUAUAGUAAUCUGCGGAAUGCCGAACAUAAUAUGGCCAGAACUAUUACUUGGAUACCGGCUUUAGUAGCAGUAGCUCUGCUUUUGACCACCCAACUGCAUCCCAACGGAUAUUUGUAAUGGUACCUCAUACCAACAUAAGAAAGAAAAAUAAAGGAACCAUAAUUUGGAAAAUUGAACAAAGAAAUUUCCAGAUUACAAUAAUACAAACAAAUUUUGGAAAACAAAAAUUAAAAAAAGCAAAAAGUUAAAGUUUUAUAUGAAUAUAUAAAAUUCUUUGUCCUGACUCACUUAUUCACUGACUGAUCAUUGCACAAUCCAAACCAUAAGACGUAGGAGGCUGAAGUUUUCACACAUCAUAGCUGAGACAAUUUCAAUGUGCAAUUGGAAAAUAAAAAUUAGGAAGCGAAUUUUGGUAAUUAUGUUAAUAGGAGUUCCUUAUUUUGGUUUCCUUAUUUUUAUUUUUAUAUUAAAUGCUUCAUAGUUUUGUUUUCACAAUUUUCAUUUCCAAAUUUUCAAAUUCUGAGUAAUAUUCGUACGGGGAAUCAUUUGUAAAACAAUUUAUAAUUUUAAUUCAAGUCACACAGUCACUAAUUUACAUGCUUCUUACAAUAAUUGUUUUUUAAGAUAUACGCACGUAUGUAUACCUAGCCUUUAAGUGUAUAAUUAUUGUAACUUAAAUUUGCUAAUAAAGGCAAAGCUGUACAUAAGUCAAAA